Messenger RNA from Paramecium octaurelia, 8048 nucleotides. NCBI's taxonomy places the organism in Eukaryota, Ciliophora, Oligohymenophorea, Peniculida, Parameciidae. The record is from the annotation of a GenBank genome assembly.
AUGAAGAUAUUUUAGAUUUUGAAUCUCUUUUCUUUAUUUAAAAUUUUCUAUUCCUACUUCACGGGAUCGAUAGGUUAGUAAUAUCAAUUACAAGUAAACAUCAUAGAUACGAAUGUAUAAUUAAUAAGAGAUGAAGGAAUACUUUUUGGUAUCUGGUCUAAAUACAAUCCCUUAGGUAUAACAUAAUAAGUAGGGCUUGUUGGAUUAUGGGAUUCAAAUUGCUUUCAUUAUCAGAGUUUAAUUGGAAAGUCAUCUAGAAGUUUGGGAUAAAUUUAUUAUGAUUGUCUUAACCCUGAAAGUAAAACCAUACAAAAAUUUGUUGCAUUUGCUACUUUAGAUGGUCAAUAACAUUUAUAUCAAAUAGAUAUUAACCCAUCUGAAUAUGAAAAUGUAUGGUAUUUAUUUGAAUUAUUAUACUACCCUUCUGCAAAUAUAAUAGAAUUCAUAAUAGUAAAAGAAAAUUCAAUUUUGUUUUAAAAGAAAUUAGAUUCUUAGUUUUUUUUAGAAAAUUAGAUAAAAUAAAUUAUUGGAGGGAGUUUAAUCGUACAAAAUUCAAAUAUAAAUUCAAUAGAAGCAGGGACAUAAUUUUCAUAUUUUCCGGGUGAUAUGCAAUUAAUAACUGAUCCUCGAGUCUAUAAAGAUAAAUUAAAAGGUGGGAUAGAAUCUUUUGUGCAAAAUUUUGAUUCUGUUUCCGAGGUUUCUUGCAAUGAAACUACUACUACUUAAAUAUCAGAUUAAGAUUUAAUUUGGUUGGAUUAAAAAUAUUUUAUUUCCGAAAACAUCAACAUUGAUUCAUUUAUUUUGGCUGGUUGGUUUAGAAUUACUCAAGUACAUCAAGUUGUCGACGAGUUUACAUAUCAUUUUUUAAAAAUUAGUAAAAACACUAGAUUUGAAUAAUUCUCUAAUCCUAACCUAUCCCCAUUUUAAUUAUUCUAUAAAAUAUCUCCAAAUAAUAAUAAGAUAAUAAUUACUACUUAUAGCUACAAUUAUCCAUCAGUAUCUUUAGAUUUUACUAAUAGUGAUAACAGCUUUAUGAUUACUGAUGAAUUUUAAAUAAAUCAAAAAAUUUCUCUUUGGCACAGAGUUUUUAUUAAUCUAAAUUCAAAUCAAAUUUUCAUCUAAAUAUAAUUUUUUGACUCAUACGAUGUAUAUGAAUAUUCUAAGUCACAUACGGUCUAAUAAUUCCGCAACGUACUAUUUUAGGUACAUUAUGGAAAUUUAAUGAAAUCAUUUUAGAAUUAUUUGGAUAUUUAAACUAGAAAUAAUAUAUUUUAUAAUUGCUAAUAAUAUGUAUAGCCUCAAAAUUGCCAUUUUUCUUGCUAUGAUUGUGAUGGUCCAACCAAUAAUGAUUGUUUAUCAUGUUCUGAAGCAUCACAUAGAAUAUACAUACCUGAGCAUAAAGCCUGCAUCUGCCCGUAUAGCUAUUUAGAUGAUUAAAUUAAUUAGAAUUGUUUAUCAUUUUCUGAUUAAUCAUUUAAUAUUAAGGAUUUACAAAAAACUGAGGAUUGCCAAUUCGGUUAUUUUGAGUUUCAUGAUUCUUGUUAUCCCUGGUAAAAUAUUUGAUUAUAAUAAAGCCCUUCAAUUAUUUCUGAUAAAUUGAUAACUUGUAUAGAAUGCAUAAAUAAUAUAAAGGGAUGGAAGGAUAAUCCAGAAUGCAGCCACAAUAUCUAUAUGGACCUUAAAGGAAGUACAGCAUAAAUAUAUUAUGGCUCAAUUCAUAAUUUCAUGUUUGGUGGUGAAGAACCAUAUUUGUAAUAAAAUUGGUCAUGGAAUUAUACUUUUUUUAAUUAUGACAUAAUCUUUAAAAUCUUCUCUUAAUUGCAAGAAAGCUUUAAUCAAUUUUGUUAAAAGGAUUAUAGCGAGUUUAAUAAUGAAUUUUACCCUUGCUACAUAUGUAAUUUGGAUUAUUGUGAUGUGUGCUUCAUUGAAAUGACAGGGGUAAAAUGUAGUGUCUGUCGAAAGACAAUAUAAUUAAAAGAUGGGCUUUGUAUUUCAUCAGCAAGUUAAUUUCCAAAUAAUAAAGAUUGUAGAACUCCUUAUUAUCUAACCUCACUUAGAAAUUGUAAAUUAUGCCCUAUUAACAAUUGCAUCUAUUGUUUUGAAUAUGAAAAAAAAAAUCUAGAAUAAUCUACUUUAUAUGCAAAUUUUGAGAAAUUUGAAUAAGAUGAAUAUUUAAGCAUAGGAUGUGCAAUGUGUGAAGAGAAUUAUAUUUUUGAUUUUACUAUUGGAUAGUGCAUUCAUUAAGAACCUUCCUUAUCCAAUUGCUUAAGGUCAUUUAUAAAUUUAUAAAAUUAAGAAAUUUGCACUUUAUCAUCUACUGAUUUUAGUGUAGCAUCAGAAAUUAUUAAUUGCGGUAGAUUAAUCGAAAACUGUUUGCAAUGUAUUUUAACUCCUUUUUAUGAAAUUAAAUGUAUAAUUUGUAAUUUGGGUUUUACAGCGUCUAUCAGAAAUGGAAAUUGUUAUAAAACGACAUUAGGGUAUACAAAAAUUGCAAUUGAAGGAGAAAACUUUUUUGAUGCAUCAAUUUAGAGAAUACAGAGUUUUAUGAUGAAAUUUUUACCAAACCAGUAUUUUUAUUAAAAAAGUUUUUCUGUUAUCUUUCUUUUUCCUAUACCAAUUGCAUGUAAUGAGGGUUAUUCAUUUAAUUCACAAAAAUAUUGUGUUAAAUAUUGCACUUCAGAAUGUUUGGAUUGUUAAGAGUCGAAUAAUAAAGUAGAUUUUUAUUGUGCAAAAUGCCCAUUAAUAUUAGUACUAUUAACCUAUUCAUAGUGAAGAAAGAGGUUCAUGCACUAAGUGUCCUGAAUUAUGCGAAGUGUGUAUAGUAAGAUCUGACGAUGAAAUCUAAGUAACUUUUGUAAUUAUUGCUAUAGAAACUAAAUCCAUAUUUUAAGGUUACAGACGUCAACAGAAUGUAUUCUAAUAAAUGUAUGAAACCGAUUUCGAAUAAAAAUGUGGUAAUAGAUUUUUAUUUUUAAAUUGCCAAAUAUUGUUAUAACCAGAGUUGCAAUUUAGAAUAUAUUAUAACAUAGUCUAUUUAUUAGGAAAACUUAGACGAUAAAAUUGAUAUCCAUUAUUGUAAUUAAAUUGGAGUUAAAGUCUUGAAAAUUUAAAAUAAUCCUACUAAUCUUGUUAAUUUUUCAAGCAGUACUGAAAAUAUUUCUUAACAAACUAAAUUAAAAGAAUAAAUUUUUAGUUUACAAAUACUGAAAUCUGAAUUUAAUCUUGUUUAUAAUUACAUCGGUUCUGGAGUUUUCACUGGUUUUGAUGAGAUAGAGAUUAAUAAUGCAUAUUUAAGAAUUAUAGAUGAUUAUGCUUUUAUAUAACCUUAUAUAUUUCAAUUUCAAAAUCAAAAUUAAAAAGUUAAAUUCAUCUUAAAUAACAUUAUCAUUGAGAAAAAUUAAUUUGAUAACACUAAUUCUAUAUUUGAAUCAGAAUUAUUUGGAGAUAUUACUUUGAAUAACAUUUCCAUAGUUAACUGUAAUUUCAGCGAAUCUUCACUUCUUAAAAUCAAUUUCUAGCUGUAAUUAGGUAAGAUAAAAAUAUCAAAAAUGACUUUGUAAAAUUGUAACAUUACUAAUUCGCAAUUAUUUUCACUGAUUAAUUGUCAAGUCUAAAUUUAUAUUGAAUAAUUAGUUAUUGAUUAAAGCUUAUUAAUAAAUUCAUCAUUUAUUACAUUUUUUACUAAUUUUUAAGAUGAAAGCAAGUUGGAAAUUAAAGGAAUAACAAUAACAUCAAGCUAAUUUUUCAAUUCAUAAAUUUUUAAUUGCAUUAAUUUACCAGAUAUUAACAUAAAUAAUUUAAUACUGAAUAAAAAUUCAAUCAUCCUGUCAAAGAUUAUUGUCUUUAAUAAAAAUUUUACUUUGUUUUAAACCCAAAUCAAUAAUAACAAUUUUAUUGAAACAUAUUUUAUUACAACUCCUGUUACAGAUAACAAGAUAAAGAUAUAUUGUUUAGUUAAUAAUUACAAGGUAAGUCAAAAUGAAUUUACAAAUUCCAGUCUAUUUUACAUAUCAAAUGAAAACAUGUACUAUUAAUUAACGACUGUUUAAAUUUAGAUUAACUAAGGAUAAGAUACUUACUAUUAAGGUAUUAGUCUAUUUAAUAUCAAUUGUUUCCAAAUAGAAAUUGAUAAUAUUUAAAUUGUAGAUUCAAAUAGCCUUCUUAUAUUCAAAUUUUUGGAAGUUUAUCAAAUAUUUGCAUCAAACAUAGUUUAUGAAAAUCUGAAUAUCAAGAAUAAAGUUCCUUUAAAUUUAAAUUGUAUGGAAUACAAAAAUUAUAAUUAUCAACUAUUUGUAAUUUCUGGAUACCAUAGAGUUACCUUUAAAAAUAUUAAGGCUAUUAAACUAUUUUUAAUUGAUUUGUAAUUAAUAGAAAUAUCAUCAACUCGAAAAAGAUGGACAUAUAUGCCUUCAAGUAUUGAAUUAAUAAAUUUGGAAUUUUUUACUAAUUUAUUAUUCCAUUAGAAUCAAGCCAAUUAUUUCUCUCUAAUGUCAAUAAAUUCUGAAUAUAAUACGAAUAUAUCGAUUGAAAACAAUUUUUUUCAAAAAAAUGUUAUUCAUUAGUAAUUAGAUGAUCUUUAAGAUUCAGCAGCAGUGUUAAUUCAAGUAUCUUUAAAUAAAGGAUACAUAACAAUAAAUAAUCUUUACUGCUCACAUAAUGCUCUGACUAAUUCAUCAAAUUCAUAUAUGUCUUUGAAAUCAGAAUUCGUCAUAAUAACAAACUAUACUGUUUUGAAACAUAAUAGUUUACCUUUUGAAUUUUGGGAGUUAUAUUACGAUUUAUAAUUAGAAAAUGAUCAACUUAAAUUUGAUUAGGAAUAAAUAAAUUUAAUCAUAUAACAAACCUUUAUAAUAAAAAAUAAAUGCGGAGCCAGUUAAAUAAUUGCAUCUACAUUUUCAUGUUUUAAUUGUUUUUUUUAGGACAUUAUUGCCCUAAAAAGUUCUGUAUUUGAAAUAAAAACCUAAGGUGAUGGAAAUAUCUAAUUUAGCAAUUUAACAAUAAAUUCUUUAGAAUUUGAUUUAAGUUAAAUAGCAGAUAGCUCUGGCUGUAUUACUAUCUAUUCAACUAACAGUUUACUCAACUUAAAAAUCAUAAAUGCUGUAUUUGAAAAUGUUCUUAAUCGUAUGGCAACUUCUUUAUUUACAAUAAGUCCAUCUUUCUAGAAAAAUUACAUUUCUUUAUAGGAUGUGAUAAUUAAAAAUUGUAUUUCUUUGAAAAACCCAAUUAUAAAUAUAUUAUUCUCAACUUAGAGUAUAAAUUCAAACAAAGUUAUGAUAUAAAAUGUAAAUAUAAAUUUUGAGGAGGCGGCUUGGAUGAAAUACUUUUAGAAAACAGGGAUGAUAAAUUAAAAUGAAAUUAUAGAUAUAACUGAUACUUCUAAUGCUUUAAUUUAAUUGCAAAAUUGUAAUGUGGUGUUAUCCAAAAUACUUAUUUCUGGUAUUUUUAGUUGUCCUUUAAUUAAAUUGAUAAAUGUUUAAAACUUAUUAAUCUCCUCAUUAUGGGUAAUAGAAAUUAAAACAUUUUAUGGUUUUAAUCUUUUAGAAUUAAAUUAAGAUUUAUUAAUAAAGUAAACUAUUGAUAUUAAUUCUGGAAAAUUUUAACGUAUUUCAAUUUAUGAAAUUAGCACUAAUCCAAUCUAUUAUAAUUCUUAAUUAAAUUAUAUGAUCAAAGGAUGUUUUCAAAUUUAAAAUUUAUAAUAACAAACUCUUAUUUAUACUUUUGAUUAAAUUAUCAAGCUCUUGUAAUCGACCUAAAAAUCAAGCUCCAUUAUUUUAUUUCAAUCAACUUCAAAUAAUACAAAUUUUUAUGUUUAAAAUAUAGUUUUUUAUGAUAUUAAUUGUUCCUAUUGUUCAAAUGGAUUGAUUUUUUUCAAUAUCGAAAACUAUAAAGCAUUAAAAAUUAGGGAACUUACCUUUGAUUCUAAUCAAAUUAAAUAAUUUGGAUGCGUGAAUAUGGCCACAACUAAUUAGAUCAGCUAGAGUUGUCUAAUAAAGAAUUCUAAUUUCCUUAAAAAUAAUGGUAGUUCUGGCGUUGCUAUAUAUUCAGCCAGCAUACCAAUUAAGAUUAUUUAUUGUAAUAUAAUUAAGAAUAUUGCCAGUAAUUAAGGUGGUGGCAUAUAUUUGAACAUGAAUACCAAGGAUUUAAUUAUUAAUAAAUCGACAAUUAUUAAUAACCUAGCAUUUUAAGGAGGUGGAAUAUACCUAUUUAAAAAUGCUAACAUAAAUUAAAAAAAUUUGAUUUAAACAUUCUUGUAAUUCAACAAGGCAGACUUUCUGUCAAAUAAUUUGGUAGAAUAUCCAACUCAUCUAAGCUUAUUUAUUAAUUCAAAAGAAAUGUAAGCAGAGGAACUUAAAAUUAAUAACAUUACAAUAAAUAUCCUCAAUCUUAAGCCUUAUAAGAUAAUAGAUUAAGGUGCUAUUUCAUUAAGUUAGUAUUUGAUGAUACCAAGUUAAUAAGUAAUCAAACAAUAUAAAAUUUUUAUACCAUAGUUAUAAAUAGUUUAGAAGAUAUUCAGUGAUGUAUAAAUAACUUUAAGAAAUAGCAGAAAUGAAUUAUAAUAAAAUGCGCAUCAAAUCACUUGCUUAGUUUCAUAAAAAAAAACUUAAUUGAAAUAGGUUUACACUUUUGAGGAUGCUAAAUUGAUUAAUUCUCUUUAAAUUGAUGAAUUUAAUCACUUUGAUUUAGGAUCCAUCUAAUUUCAUUAUGAUCCAUAUCAAGGCGGAAAUUAAAAUUUAUAAAUUUUAGUGAAUUGUUCAUCAGAUAUUUCACAAGUCAGAUUAUUUUAUUUAAUAAAUUCUAGAACCUAUAAAUGUUAAUUAGGAGAAUUUUUAAUUGAUGAAGGAUGUUAAGUUUGUGAAUCAACUUUGGGAUUUUAUUCAGUUACAUAUAAUACCACAAAGUGCUCAAUAUUUGAUAAAACAAGGUUUGCAAAUAUAUCUUCACAUUCUAUAUAAUUAUUAGAAGGUUAUUGGAGGCCAAAUAUGUAUUCUGAUUACAUUGAUUAUUGUUUAAAAAAUAUCGAAUUCUGUAAAGGAGGUUGGAAGGUAGGAGAUGAACUUUGCUCUAUGGGGCAUCUUGGAGGUUUGUGUGAGGAAUGUGAUCACAAUAAUAUGAGAGGAGAUGGAAAUUUUUUUAAGGUUUAAUAGGAUUCAUAAUGCUAUAGUUGCUCUUCUAAUACUCUCACUCCCUUAACUUUCUCUUUUAUAUGGUAUGAAUUUAAAAGUAAUUUAAGGUCUAUUAUUUCUGUACUGAUAACAUUAAAAAGCAUUCAAAAAUCUAACCUAUUAUUUUCUAAACUUCAAUUUAAACUAAGAUAUCGAAAAAUCUUGUUUAAAUUGGAAAAAGGUAUAAUAAUUAUAUUUUGAUAUUUUAGAUAUGGAGGGUAUUUUCAUCAAGAUGUUAUUCAUCUAUUUAUGGAUAUUUUCAGUCAUAUUUACUUUUAAUAUCAAAUUUUCUAUAUCCUUUUCAUUCAUUGAUCAAACUAGUAAUACUUCUUAAUUCAUGGCAUCUAGUCUUGAUUGCUUUUUAUCUGAAGCUUCUUAAAUUUAAUUAAUUUAUGUAAGAAUUAUUGCUACAAUUUUAUUGAUACUAAUAUAGGUUGCGAUUAUUUUGAUAGGGUAUCAAGUAUAUAUUUUAGCUUCUCAAGGUAGGUUUCAAACUUACAUCAUUUCAAACACAUUAGUAUAUUUAUAUGUCUCAAAUUUCUCUGGGCUUUUUAAACAGUAAUAAAUUAUUUAUUAUAAGAUUUUGUUCAAUUGUUUCAAAAAGAAUAAUAUCAAACAUUGAAUACAUCUAAGGAGACUUAACAUAAACAUUUGGUUCCUCAAAUCAUAAUUAUUGGAUUUAUCAAUUUGCUAUCCCUGGUUUAGUUUUAUUUGGAUUUUUAAUCCCAUUUGCUUUAUUUUUAUUUAUGUUUAUUACGAAGAAAAGAUUUAAUAAAAUUUAAUUUAGAAGACAUAUCUGUUAUUUGUUUGAUGAAUAUAAUGAAGAAAAUUACUUUUGGGAAUACAUCAAAUUUUCCAAAAAGAUUAGCAUAAUCCUAAUAAUGA